GUCCUAAUGAAUCAUUCAACGCACUAUCUCCUUCUUCCUUCUUCUUGUCGAGAGGUCAAUGAUGCCAGAUUGACUUGCAAAAUCUCAAGAUUUGAAGAUUACUUCAAAAGAAGCAUCUCCAGUAACUAAGCAACUUCAAUUUUCAUGGAUUCCUCAGCUCCUAGUUCUAAACUUUAAUGCCUCACAGUCACAGGCCAUUGAAUCUCAAGAUGAGUGUGAACCGGCGAAAUUGGCUCAAACAUGGAUCUAAUCUCAGAUUGGUGGUCUUAGUACUUUGCUUGGUUUGUGAUGUUGGUUAUGGUCAAUUUGAGGACACCAAUGAGUUCGAGGAUCCGGCUGUUCUUCCGCUCGUUACGCAGAUGGUUUAUCGUAGGCUCUCUAAUAGCACUGCUGCUCUUAACCGGGAGUUCGGUACAAGAGCAAAGUUCUGCGUCAAAGACCCGGAUGCUGAUUGGAAUAGAGCUUUUAAUUUCUCCACCAACUUGAAUUUCUUGUCUUCUUGCAUUCAGAAAACCAAAGGUGAUAUGGGUAGGCGUAUCUGCACUGCAGCAGAGAUGAAGUUUUAUUUUAAUGACUUCUUCAAUAAAUCGAGUAACCCGGGCUACUUGCAACCAAAUGAGAAUUGCAACUUGACUUCGUGGGUCUCUGGUUGUGAACCUGGAUGGGCCUGCAGUGUUGUCGACCAAACCGAACAAGUCGACCUGCAAAACUCCAAAGAGUUUCCUGUUAGAACAAGAAACUGUAUGCCUUGCUGCGAAGGGUUUUUCUGCCCCCGUGGCCUCACUUGUAUGAUACCUUGCCCUCUUGGUGCCCAUUGCCCUUUAGCUACCCUUAACAAGAAAACAAGCUUAUGUGAGCCGUAUACUUAUCAGUUGCCACCAGGAAGACCAAACCACACUUGUGGAGGUGCAAAUGUAUGGGCUGAUAUCAGAAGCAGCAGCGAAGUAUUCUGUUCCGCAGGAUCAUAUUGUCCAACCUCCACUCAGAAAGUACCUUGUGAUAGUGGGCACUAUUGCCGAAUGGGGUCUACAUCUGAGAAACCCUGUUUUAAGCUAACUUCUUGCAAUCCCAACACAGCAAACCAGAACAUGCAUGCAUUUGGGGUUAUGGUUAUUGCUGCUGUGAGUACUAUACUACUCCUUAUAUACAACUGUUCUGAUCAAAUCCUAACAACGAGGGAGAGGCGGCAGGCUAAGUCAAGGGAAGCAGCUGUGAAGAAAGCAAAGGCUCAUCAGAGAUGGAAAGCUGCUAGAAGUGCUGCUAAAAGGCAUGUGAGUGAGAUCCGUGCGCAAAUAACUCGGACGUUUUCUGGUAAAAAAACUAGUAAUGAUGGGGAUACUCACAAGAUGUUGGGUCCUGGGAACUCUUCUGAGGUAAGCUUGUCCAUAAAUUCAAGUCCUGCGAGUUCCUCUGCUGCUCAUUCUAGCUACGAUGUCGAGGAUGAUGCUGCAGCCGCAAGAAGUAAUGAAAGAGCAAGUGUUGAAACAGAAGGAAAGAGAGUAAAAGGGCAUAAGGUCAAGAAAUCACAGAGCCAAAUCUUCAAGUAUGCGUAUGAACGGAUCGAGAAGGAGAGAGCCAUGGAGCAAGAGAAUAGAGAACUUACCUUUUCAGGAAUAGUUAACAUGGCUACUUAUUCUGAGAUGAGGAAGAGGCCUCUCAUGGAGCUUUCUUUCAAAGAUCUAAAUCUUACAUUGAAAUCCAACGGUAAGCAUCUGUUGAGAUGUGUCACGGGAAGCAUGAAACCAGGGCGUAUCACAGCCGUGAUGGGUCCAUCAGGAGCAGGAAAGACAAGUCUUCUUUCUGCUUUGGCUGGGAAAGCCGUUGGAUGCAAAUUGAGUGGUUUGAUUCUUAUAAACGGGAAGCAGUUAUCAAUCCAUUCAUACAAGAAAAUUAUUGGUUUUGUGCCACAAGAUGACAUUGUCCAUGGAAACUUGACAGUUGAGGAAAACCUUUGGUUCCAUGCUAAAUGCAGAUUACCUGCAGGACAAUCAAAAGCUGACAAAGUUCUUGUGGUUGAGAGAAUCAUCGACUCUUUGGGGCUACAAGCUGUGAGAAGUUGUUUGGUUGGUACCGUAGAGAAACGUGGAAUCUCUGGAGGGCAGAGGAAACGAGUGAAUGUGGGUUUGGAAAUGGUAAUCGAGCCUUCGAUAUUGUUCUUGGACGAACCAACUUCAGGCUUGGAUAGUGCCUCAUCACAGCUUCUUCUUAAAGCUCUUCGUCAUGAAGCCCUCGAGGGAGUCAAUAUUUGCAUGGUUGUUCACCAACCAAGUUACACUUUGUUCAGAACGUUCAAUGAUCUUGUUCUUCUAGCCAAAGGUGGCCUUACUGUUUACCACGGAUCGGUGAACCAAGUCGAGAAAUACUUCUCGGGUCUUGGAAUCAAUGUACCUGAACGUAUCAACCCUCCUGACUAUUACAUAGACGUAUUGGAAGGAAUUGUGGUUUCAAAUUCGAAUUCUGAUGUUGGCUAUAAAGAGCUUCCACAAAGGUGGAUGAUUCACAACAACAUUGCUGCUGAACUUGAGACGAAUCCAGACGUUGAGAACAAUUCGAACGAUAAUGCAGAGCAAACGUUUGUGAGAGAGCUGUGGGGAGAUGUGAAGAGUAAUCUCAGGCUGCGUCGUGAUAAAAUACGGCAUAACUUCUUGAAGUCGAGAGAUUUGUCCUACAGAAGAACCCCUUCUAUGUGGCUGCAGUACAAAUAUUUCCUUGGAAGGAUAGCUAAGCAGCGAAUGAGAGAAGCUAAAUUACAAGCUACAGACUAUUUGAUAUUAUUGCUAGCUGGAGCUUGUUUAGGAUCACUGAUCAAAGCAAGUGAUGAGAGCUUUGGAGCUCCUGGUUAUACCUACACUAUUAUCGCCGUUUCUCUUCUGUGCAAAAUAGCAGCUUUAAGGUCAUUCUCACUAGACAAGUUACAUUACUGGAGAGAAAGUGCUUCGGGGAUGAGUAGCUUGGCUUGUUUUCUUGCCAAAGAUACAAUAGACUGUUUCAAUACACUUGUCAAGCCGUUAGUAUAUCUCUCCAUGUUCUAUUUCUUCACGAACCCGAGAUCAACGUUUUUCGAUAACUAUAUCGUUUUGGUAUGUCUCGUAUAUUGUGUGACUGGUAUCGCAUAUGCGUUGGCUAUCUUCCUCCAACCAGGCUCUGCCCAACUGUUCUCUGUUCUUCUUCCAGUCGUUUUAACACUUGUUGCAACUCAACCGAAGAAUAGUGAAGCUAUGAAGAUCAUUGCUGAUUUAUGUUAUCCAAAGUGGGCUUUGGAAGCAUUUGUGAUUGGAAAUGCUGAAAGGUACUAUGGAGUAUGGAUGAUUACUCGAUGUGGAUCGCUUAUGAAGAGUGGUUACGACAUUAAUAAAUGGAAUCUAUGUAUAAUGAUAUUGAUUCUCAUUGGUGUGGUCACUCGUAACAUCGCUUAUGUUGGGAUGAUUAUACUUCAGAAGAAAUGAAGAGAGGCUUUUAAAUAAUCCGCUUUUAGUGAAGCUUCGAGGUAGGAGAGAAGAUUAUAGCUUAAUUUUGUUGUACUAAUUAUGUGUUACGUCAAUAUUGGCAUGUUUAUUUAGUUUAAUCUAUAGGGUCUUUCCAAAAAAACCUUGGUCUGUCCUUAGAUUUUGGCAUAGAAUUGAAACUACAACUUGGCCAAAAACUUGUUCAAUCUUCUUCUGUAUGUUGAAGUUGAUUAUGUUUCUAA
Molecule: messenger RNA, 3688 nt
Organism: Eutrema salsugineum
Lineage: Eukaryota; Viridiplantae; Streptophyta; Magnoliopsida; Brassicales; Brassicaceae
Product: ABC transporter G family member 24
Exons: 14
Coding region: 177-3446 (1089 amino acids)
Molecular function (GO): ATP binding; ATP hydrolysis activity; ABC-type transporter activity
Source: RefSeq, a predicted model, not a curated record